UCCCACGGGGCGGAGAGAGCCAGGGUGCGCGCGUGGGAGGUCGCUCCCUCGGGAGCCUGGGAACUCCCGACCGCCACCCGGCGCCGUGCCACCGCCCUCGCGUUCCCAGCCCUGGCGCGCCCCCAGGCCCUGGCGAUCGGCAUGGAGCUGCCUCCCCGCGGCCGGGGGCCUCCGGGCUCGCCGCUGUCCAGCGGCUCCCUGACCUCCUUGGAGUCCAGCGUCUUCUGCAGCGAGGGCGAAGGGGAGCCCUUGGCGCUCGGGGACUGUUUCACCGUCAACGUGGGCGGCAGCCGCUUCGUGCUCUCGCAGCAGGCGCUGUCCUGCUUCCCGCACACGCGCCUGGGCAAGCUGGCCGUGGUGGUGGCCUCCUACCGCCGCCUGGGAGCCCUGGCCGCCGCGCCCAGCCCCCUGGAGCUCUGCGACGAUGCCAACCCCGUGGACAACGAGUACUUCUUCGACCGCAGCUCGCAGGCGUUCCGCUACGUCCUGCACUACUACCGCACCGGCCGCCUGCACGUCAUGGAGCAGCUGUGCGCGCUCUCCUUCCUCCAGGAGAUCCAGUACUGGGGCAUCGACGAGCUCAGCAUCGACUCCUGCUGCAGGGACAGAUAUUUCCGAAGAAAGGAGCUGAGUGAGACUCUAGACUUUAAGAAGGACACAGACGACCAGGAAAGUCAGCACGAGAGUGAGCAGGACUUCUCCCAAGGGCCUUGCCCCACAGUCCGCCAGAAGCUCUGGAAUAUCCUGGAGAAGCCUGGCUCCUCCACGGCCGCCCGGAUCUUCGGGGUCAUCUCCAUCAUCUUUGUGGCCGUGUCCAUCGUCAACAUGGCCCUGAUGUCAGCAGAGUUAAGCUGGUUGAACCUGCAGCUGCUCGAAGUCCUGGAGUACGUGUGCAUCAGCUGGUUCACCGGGGAGUUUGUCCUGCGUUUCCUGUGUGUGCGGGACAGGUGCCGCUUCCUGAGAAAGGUGCCCAACAUCAUAGACCUGCUUGCCAUCUUGCCCUUCUACAUCACUCUGCUGGUAGAAAGCCUGAGCGGCAGCCAGACCACGCAGGAGCUGGAAAACGUGGGACGCAUCGUCCAGGUUUUGAGGCUGCUCAGGGCUCUGCGCAUGCUCAAGCUGGGCAGGCAUUCCACAGGACUCCGCUCCCUUGGGAUGACAAUCACCCAGUGCUAUGAAGAAGUUGGCCUCCUGCUCCUGUUUCUAUCUGUGGGGAUUUCUAUAUUUUCAACUGUUGAAUAUUUUGCAGAGCAAAGCAUUCCCGACACAACCUUCACAAGUGUCCCUUGUGCAUGGUGGUGGGCCACUACAUCCAUGACUACUGUGGGAUACGGGGACAUUAGGCCAGACACCACCACAGGAAAAAUCGUGGCCUUCAUGUGUAUAUUAUCGGGAAUCCUGGUCUUGGCUUUGCCUAUUGCUAUUAUUAACGAUCGCUUCUCUGCCUGUUACUUCACCUUGAAACUCAAAGAAGCAGCUGCUAGACAGCGUGAAGCUCUGAAGAAGCUCACCAAGAAUAUAGCCACUGAUUCCUACAUCAGUGUGAACCUCCGAGAUGUCUAUGCCCGGAGUAUCAUGGAGAUGCUGCGUUUAAAAGGCAGAGAGAGAGCAAGUACCAGAAGCAGCGGGGGAGACGAUUUCUGGUUUUAAACUUGUUUUCAAUUUAUUUCCAAAAGCUGUGUACAAUUAACUCAAUUGAUAAAGCCUUGCUGCAGAUGUUUGCAUUGCCGAUGAGGAAUCUUCCGAGUUCUCUCCACUUCAUAUUUGAUGAUACAUUAUUUGGUCCAGUAGAAUAUUUCACACCCUGCCCCAUAGCAAUUACACAUUGUUUUGAUACAUCUGCGUCUCAAAAAGAGACACAGUUAGCAAAAGAAAAUAGCAUUAUGGCCACUCACCCAUGUAUGGUUUGUCAAAUCUAAGAUAACAUUAUUGCAGUAUAUCCAAUUGUAGUUGAAAGUUGUAUAUGUGUCUCUACUUUUAGAAAGUAUUUUGCACCAGUACAAAAUACAAAAAUUAAACUGCUAGUCCAGAGCUAAGAUAAGUGAACCUUUAAGAACACUCUGAACAUCUUCGCUAUUUAAAGAUAUUUUCUGAGUCAGUUACUACUCCCUUCUCCGUUAUUGCAAGCUCUUGAGUGUAACAAUUAGCUGUGCGAGAAAAACCUGACUUAGGGGUCACAUUCUGUGUCCCUGUCUUCCACAUGGUGCAAGUUACAACUCACAGCCAACCUCCCAUCUUUACUGCUACGGGCGGGGGCCCCAAAACUACCUAACCUGCAGUAAAUGAGUUUGCACAGACUCCAGAAUCCCAGUUCUCCAUGAAAAUCAGGCUAAUUGCAAGAUAUUUCAUUAUAGAUGUUUUAAGUCACGUCUUGAAAAUUAUGACUAUGUAAAAGUGAAGUUGUGAGCAUCCUAAAUUUACCAGCGGAGAUUAUUAAAUAGUCUUAUUUCAUAAAGCAAGAAUAUGUUGAAUGACAUCAUUGGAUGAACUUGCAGAUUCUUAAUUUGUUAACAAAAAAUAUUAUGGAUAGAUUUCUGAUUGUUGGGGUAAAUAACAAAUGUUCAAACUUUGCAGGCAUUGUGACAACAUUUUGACAUUCAUGAUAAUAAAAUUCCUAGACAUUCUGUUACAUAAUUAAAGCCAAAACCUCUAAGCUAAGAGUGAGCUUAUGAUUCCAAAUAUUCCAGAAAAGUAAAUUUUUUUCUAAAGUAACAAGAGUAACAAGGAGUGUAUCUCUUAAUAUCUGUUUCAUCUAUAUAUGAAAAAAUAUUAGAUCUUGGUGAGGAUAUUUUUUCUUCUGAAUAAAACUCAGAUAUACUGGCCAGUGAUUUAGCUCAGUGGCAUAAGCAUCUGCCUGGAAAGCGUGAUUUCGUUUCCGAUACCAAAACAAAAACAAAAAUAGAGAUAUAAAUUCAGUAUGCAAAUAUAGAUAAAAAAUAUCUGACCUUAAAAUUUCAUGAAGAGGAAUUUUAUGGAAAAUGCCUAGAAAGCUAUUUGCUGAGGAUGGGUGAUGAUAUCAUUAAAAACCUUUGCUUCACUCUGUGGCUAUAACAUAUUUCAUCAUCUGUAUUUAAGACACCCUCUAUAUUGUGAAAUAUCCAAAAAGAAGGUUCCAUGAGUUGACAGAUGCUGUGAAUGAUAAAAUGCACCCAGAUUUUGACCCUGUAACAUAUAGUAUAUAUCUUAAAAAACUAUGAACUAUCUCAUGUACUACCUCUUGUUUGCUAGUAUGCCUGCUUAAGCUUGAAGACUUCCAUUUGUGGUACGAAUUUUAGAUUAUAUUCGAAAGUACUUUCAUCUGUGUGACUUGCUUUCACUACUCCUGAAUAUUAGAAAAUAUGGGUUUGAACAAACAUCUUACACACAGACACGAGUGUGAGGUCAUGGCACAGGGCCACCAGUCCUGGUAUAAAUCUAUUCACAUUCUGAAGGGAAGGAGAAAUUAGAUGCAGAGACAAUCACACUCUGGCUUCUCUAGAGGUUUCCCUGAUGAGGACAGCUACUCUGCUUUAGUACUAGCCUCUGUACUCACCAAGUAUUGUAACACAUUAUGCCGAAAAUAUCCCAGUUUUAUAUAUUACUAAUCUUAUACUUCUCUAAAUGUAUAUUUUAUAAAUUUAAUAAUUCAGAAGUAUUUCUUUAGUAUCUCUCUGGGUGGUGGGGACUGACUAUUCUUUGUCAAACAAGACUAAGUCCUGAUCUUUUGUGUUUAAUAGUCUAUUCAAGGAUGUUGGGAGAUGUCAAAACUGAGCUAUUAAAAUAUGUAAAUUUAUCUAAA
Cavia porcellus (domestic guinea pig) is the source of this 3778-nucleotide messenger RNA. RefSeq names its product potassium voltage-gated channel modifier subfamily V member 1 (gene Kcnv1). The record is from RefSeq and is a predicted model, not a curated record. NCBI's taxonomy places the organism in Eukaryota, Metazoa, Chordata, Mammalia, Rodentia, Caviidae. Gene Ontology annotation, molecular function: voltage-gated potassium channel activity; protein binding. Gene Ontology annotation, cellular component: membrane; voltage-gated potassium channel complex. Gene Ontology annotation, biological process: potassium ion transmembrane transport; protein homooligomerization. The coding region runs from base 142 to 1650 and encodes 502 amino acids. The transcript is spliced from 3 exons.